GGGGUAAAAGUUUUCCGUCUCACGACGGAAUUCCGUAUUUUCGGCGAUCUCCGAGGUCGUUUUUCUGAAUGACGUAAAUCCGAUGAGAAAUCGGGUAGGGUGUGUGUGCAUGCCUCAUUAAUUAGCGAGUGCACAUUGCUUGAUACAUUAUUUUGAAUAGAUUUGUCCAUCUCAGACCCGUUUGCACAAAUUUUCUACAAGUGGGAAAUACCUAUUACAUUACGGAGAUUGCCGAUGAAAAGUUGAGCUAGUUUAUACAAGAACAGAUUUGAUUGGACGUCGUUAUUUUCACCAGCCAAUGAAAUCGUUUGUUGCAUAGUCAUUUGAUUUCAAAAUACAUGUACAAAAAUUAUCAGUGUUUUACAAAAACAACAACAAUGAAGUGUUUACCGCCUGGUUUUAAUACUAACGAUCUGGAAAAAGGUGCAAAAAACAAAUGGAGGUGGGAGUGGUUAGCGGAAAAGGACUCUAAAGGUGAAAAAUGGGAUGCUUGGUUGAAGAAACCAAAUGCAAUGGGCAUUGCCUUUUGUGAAGCCUGUUCCAAAACGAUCAACUACAAAUCGAACGGAAAAAAGGUGCUUCGUAAUCACGCUGAAGAUGAGGACCACAAAAAGAAUCUUAGGACAGUAAAAACAAACCAAGUACUGCCAGGCUCAUCAAAAGCUGUGGACAAAAAGAUUGAAAGCAUGCAAGACCGCAUUGCCAAACAAAGAGCAAUCACAACUGCCUUUCUGAGUGAACAUUGUCUGCCAUUUUCCAUAGCGGGCGAUCUCUUAGAUCUUGCCAAACGUGUAUUAAGCAAAAAAUGUAAAUAUGGGAGUGAGAAAAAAAAAUUACAGACACAAGUUCCUCAACAAGUGGAAGACAAUGGAAAAGAAUUAAAUCUAAGAUAUGAAAUAGAAAAUAGUAAAAAGAAUGAACAUAAUCCAUUUAUGUGGAUUGUAUAUGUAUUGCUCAGUGAAUUUGUGUAAAUUUUAACAUAUCAUUUUAAUUACAUCUGAAGAUAAAUAAAGCACUUGAGUAUGUA
Messenger RNA from Ruditapes philippinarum (Manila clam), 1027 nucleotides. RefSeq lists its product as uncharacterized. The record is from RefSeq and is a predicted model, not a curated record. The transcript is spliced from 2 exons. Bases 339 to 971 code for a protein of 210 amino acids. Lineage: Eukaryota; Metazoa; Mollusca; Bivalvia; Venerida; Veneridae.